UGAUGACCCUAUCAAAUUCAGUCUUCUUUUAAAGAAAAGGGUUUAAGAAAUGUUGUCUGUUUUCACAAGACCACUACUCCAAAACCCUAAACUCAUCAACUUGCUUAAACCCCAAAGUCCUCUUUUAUUAUUCUCUCUAAUGGCUACUGCUAAUUUCUCACCUGUAUCUUCUCCUUCAAAUCAUGUAAAGCGUGUAGGUACCCAUCAUGGUAGCUUUCAUUGUGAUGAAGCACUUGGGUGUUUCAUGAUUCGGCUUACAAAUAAGUAUUAUAAUGCUCAGAUUGUUCGUACUCGUGAUACUCAGGUGUUGGAAACACUUGAUGCUGUGCUUGAUGUUGGUGGAGUUUAUGAUCCUAGUCGAGACCAUUAUGAUCAUCACCAAAAAGGGUUUGAAGAAGUCUUUGGACAUGGAUUCACUACUAAGCUCAGCAGUGCUGGUCUUGUUUACAAGCAUUUUGGAAAGGAGAUCAUUGCAAAGGAGCUCCAAGUUGAUGAAGAACAUCCGGACGUGCAUAGGUUGUUUCUAGCUGUUUACAAGAGCUUCAUGGAGGCAAUUGAUGCAAUAGAUAAUGGAAUCAAUCAGUACGAUACGGACCAGCCACCAAGAUAUGUAAACAAUACCCACUUGUCCUCUCGAGUUGGAAAACUAAACUUGGACUGGACUGAACCUGAUCAGUCUUCUGAAAGGGAGAAUGAAGCUUUCCAACGUGCAAUGGAAUUAGCUGGCAGUGAGUUCUUGGAUAUUGUCCGCUAUUAUGCAAGAUCAUGGUUACCGGCGCGUUCAAUUGUAAUGGAGUGCGUUUCUGCAAGACACAAGAUUGAUCCUAGUGGAGAGAUAGUAGUUUGGUCUACGUUUUGUCCAUGGAAGCUUCAUUUGUUUGAGCUGGAAGAAGAGAUGAAGAUUGAUCCACCCAUCAAAUAUGUCUUAUAUCAGGAUGAUAGGAGCAAAGGUUGGCGAGUGCAAGCUGUGGCUGUAGCUCCUGACAGAUUUGAGAGCAAGAAAGCCCUUCCAUCUCAGUGGCGAGGUUUAAGAGAUGAUGAACUCUCCAAAGAAACAGGAAUUCCUGGUUGUGUUUUUGUCCAUAUGAGUGGGUUUAUUGGAGGAAAUCAAACUUAUGAAGGAGCGCUAGCAAUGGCAAAAGCUGCUUUGAAGCUCUAGGCACAGAAAUGAUUAUAUAAGUUAGUUUUCAGAAAUUGGAUCAUCUCUUUGUGAUUUAACAUUAUUGUUGUUCAUGGCUUCAUGUCGUCAUUUAAAGAGCACAACGACGUUGAAUUUCUAAAGGUUGUUAACGAAACUAUACAAGACCAGCCAGACAGUUUAACAUUUUAAAUGAAUAUCUUUUACUUUUAUAA
This is a messenger RNA of Lycium ferocissimum, 1353 nucleotides long. RefSeq lists its product as uncharacterized. Gene Ontology annotation, cellular component: nucleus; cytoplasm. Lineage: Eukaryota; Viridiplantae; Streptophyta; Magnoliopsida; Solanales; Solanaceae. The transcript has 7 exons. The record is from RefSeq and is a predicted model, not a curated record. The coding region runs from base 50 to 1159 and encodes 369 amino acids.